Sclerotinia trifoliorum is the source of this 1756-nucleotide messenger RNA. Lineage: Eukaryota; Fungi; Ascomycota; Leotiomycetes; Helotiales; Sclerotiniaceae. The record is from the annotation of a GenBank genome assembly.
AAUUUGGCGAAAAUCAGAGAUUGAAGAGAUGAGGUCGGAGGACAAAUUUCAAGCCUUCCGACGGUUGCCGAGGAUUACCCGGUUAAUUCCUUCCUUCGACUUAUCUUCAACAGCUCUCUAUAUUUGAUAUCUCCAAGUGGUAUAUCUCACUGCCUGACACGACCUUAAUCAAAGGGUGUUAUGUGAUAUCAACCAUCUUAUCGCUUGAAGCCACAAUGAAACCUCGUGGUCUUGCAAUUAGUAUUGGAAGUGGUAGUAAUGGUGUAAGCUCUUUGUCAAGUUUUCUGCCUCCAUGAUACAGAUAGUGGUGGAUUUGUACCUGAUCAAACUCAUGAUGGAGCUCGUACUCAAAGCUCAUGGGCCUGGUGACCUUCAAAGUUGUUGGAUACUCAGAGCUUUUGGACUUGAGGAUCUCAAGCUUCUUUCCAUAGAUAUACACAUGCUCCAUAAUCAUGCGAAACCCUCAUACGCACAUCAUAUCGCGUCAAGGAACCGUGAAUUACUUGACUAAUAGCUCAAUACAGGGUCACAUUAUAUCUCGAAUCUUUUCUGAUCCUAAUGAGGGCAAGUAAGUAAAGUAAACCUCAAUCCCAAACAAUCUUUAAACAAUCUUUUAACAAUCCUCCAGCUUGGCCAUUGCUCUCCUACGCAGAGAUCAACAAAACCUGCCCAUAAUCUGCCCCACGAUUCUCAAACAAAAGCUUCGAUCCCUCCUGCAAACACGUCAUACACACAAUAACUCUCAAAUCUGCGAAACCACUUCAAGAAUGUUCGCAAUCCCGCGUCUUUCGAGUCCCUCCCCAUGGACCUCUCUAUCUCCACCAUCAACACCAAUAGCAAGGCGCCAUAGACAAACACGCUCUUUAAAGACUAUCGCAAAGCCCUCUACGACAGUAUCUAAACCAUCUAACCCACUAUACGUCUACGAAAAAUCCUCAAGGCCAAAAUCUGAGGGAAAAGAUCCGUGGCAGCUAAUAGGUAGUUUUAUUUCGUCUAAAAGAGCAGCGAUAUUCCUAGGUUUAAGUCCCGCCGAGGUUCAGAAAUAUGCCAUCUCAGGAGAAGUAUAUAAAGAACUUUACAAGUUUUCUUACAAAUAGUAGUGGAUUAUGUUUCUCUCAAUUCAAAUCCUUGUCGAAAUUCCCUUGUAGCAUCACUUUGAUGAGACUUUUGGGAUUAAAGGCAAGCAAAAUGGAACUAUCACCUUCAUCGGGACGAUGGCGGCUGUUUAAUAUGGCGCGAAUAUACGGGAUGGAGAGUAAUGGCUAAGUUGGUUGGCGGCAGGUAUGCGAGGAAAGGCGACGCGUAUGAUGCAUUGAAUUGCAAAAUUAAUGAUUGAGAAGCAGCUUGGGUGGCACUUAAGGUAAGAAAAGUGCGAUUUCCAAUGUGGUAAGUUGUUUCACCAUAUUGUUAGUACGUCGCUGUAACAUCCAUAGAAGUCGAACACUCAGCAUGAAUGAUUAAAAUCCACUCAUAAGCAUGAAUACUACCUGCUGUGGAUAACAUAAUACUGAUUUUUUAGUGUAGGAAAAAACAAAGUUAUGACUAAGUGGCCUAGAGCUUGUCCCAGGUAUUAUCUAGAAAUAUGAUCGAUUAUAAUGUCUGCGGUAAUGUUGGAACAUUGAAGUUAUAUCAUAAAAUACUUACUACUCCAGCUUUGAGCAGCGAGAUCAAGUUUACUAAUCUCCACCACGAUUGAAGAUAUGUACAGAAUUUCGAAUGGGCUCAAGCAAUCACAAUAAGGGAAUCAUUGAUAGAU